This is a messenger RNA of Macrosteles quadrilineatus (aster leafhopper), 2565 nucleotides long. RefSeq lists its product as uncharacterized. The transcript has a single exon. Gene Ontology annotation, biological process: DNA integration. Bases 1 to 2565 code for a protein of 854 amino acids. The record is from RefSeq and is a predicted model, not a curated record. NCBI's taxonomy places the organism in Eukaryota, Metazoa, Arthropoda, Insecta, Hemiptera, Cicadellidae. Gene Ontology annotation, molecular function: nucleic acid binding; RNA-DNA hybrid ribonuclease activity.
AUGGAUGCGAUUUCUGCAAUGGGUGGAGUUACGAUUCAGGGGGAUGGUGGCGUAGAAUUUAAAAAGGGUUUGUGUACUGGAGCAGUGGCUGAAUCUGAGCAAAAGGGUGACGGUGACCAGAAAAUCAUCAGGGAGAUCGAAUCCAAGCAAGAAAUUAAUAUUGAUAAGAAAUCUGCAGAGAAAAUCAUUAUUGAAGACUGUGAUUUUAAGGCAGAAUUUUUAGAUGGAAAAUGGACAGUGGAAUGGAAUUGGAAGGAUGUGAACAGACUGCCUAUGUUGGAAAAUCAAGUAAAAAUGUACAGAAUUCCUGAGAAUGCUACCGAAGCCUUCGAAACUGAAGUUGAAGAAUGGAUAAAAAGUGGUUGGCUGCAGCCCUAUCAUGGAGAGUUUGAAGGUGUGAUUCCUUUGAUGGCUGUCAUACAGCAAAAUAAGGAUAAAGUGCGGCCUGUAAUGGACUAUAGAGAACUUAACCAAUUCGUUUCAAGCCAUACAGCUGGAAGUGAGGUUUGUAGUGAAAAGUUAAGAUUGUGGAGACGAUUGGGUGAACAUGUGAGUACAGUUGAUCUUCGUAAAGCGUACUUGCAAAUUCAUAUUGCUCCACAUUUGUGGAAAUUUCAAGUUGUCAAAUUUAAGGGUGAAAACUAUUGUUUAACUCGACUUGGGUUUGGGUUAAACGUUGCCCCAAAGAUUAUGAGCAGUAUUGUUAACAAGGUUUUAUCGAUGGAUCCGAUAGUUAGGAGUGCCACAGAUUCAUAUGUCGAUGACAUCGUCGUUAAUGAAGAAAUCGUCAGUAGUGAUGUUGUGAUUAGAUUGUUGGAAACAUAUGGUUUGACAGCAAAGCCGGCAGAAACGCUUGAUGGAGGCAGAGUAUUAGGACUAAGGCUGAGAAGAGCAGGAUGUAAGCUAAUGUGGUACAGAGAUAACAAAUUAAAACCUUUGGACCAAGUUAAAACAAAGAAAGAUGUUUUCUCGUUGUGUGGGCAAUUGAUUGGACACUAUCCAGUAGCAAGCUGGCUUCGACCUGCAUGUAGUUUCGUUAAGAGACAUUUGUCGGAUCUGAAGUGGGAUGAUUUGAUCAGUGAACGUGCGCAAACUAUGUUAACAAAUAUUAUGGAUCGAAUCGAUGAAAGAGACCCAGCCACUGGCAAAUGGGCUGUGUCCCCUGGAGAAGAAGGAAAAGUGUGGUGUGACGCAAGCAGUCUAGCGAUCGGAGUUUGUCUAGAAAUUGAAGGUGAGAUAGUCGAAGAUGCUUCGUGGCUGAGGAAGCAGCAUGAUUCAGCACAUAUCAAUUUAGCAGAAUUGGAAGCUAUCCUAAAAGGAGUAAAUUUGGCCCUGCGUUGGGGGUUAAAGAAGAUCGUAUUAAUCACAGAUUCAGCAACAGUUCAUGCUUGGGUGUCAUCUAUACUGACGGGGGACCGUCCUAUCAAAACACAUGGGUUAAGUGAAGUUUUGGUUAGAAGACGAUUAAGCCUAUUUAAAGACAUUAUUUUGGAAUGUGGUCUCAAUGUACAAAUAGAACUCAUUAAGUCACAGUUCAACAAAGCAGAUCUUCUUACAAGAGUGCCAAAAAAAUGGUUAGCAAGAAACGAAGAGACUAGCAUUGCACUUGUGUGUGAGAAUGAGAGUGUGGACCAAAAGACAUUGGUGAAACAGGUUCAUGACUUGCAUCAUUUUGGUGUUAACCGUACUUUAUUCACCGCCAGACGGUGUCACCCAGACAUUAACUUUACCACAAAAGUUGUUGAAGAAGUUGUGAAAAGUUGUAAAGAGUGUCUGUCAAUUGAUCCAUCCAGCAUCAAAUGGGAGCCUGGGUAUUUGGAUUGCCAGAACAAUUGGUAUAGGCUUGCCAUUGACGUAACACACUAUGGUCAAAGCAAGUUCAUGACCAUUGUGGACUGUGGUCCAAGUAGGUUCUGCAUUUGGCGCCGGAUCCCAAAAGAGACGAAAGAUCAGAUUUCUAAAGUGUUGUUGGAAUUGUUUACUGAUCGAGGGCCACCACAUGAGAUUUUGAUGGACAAUAGUGCAACAUUUCGAUGCGAAGAGAUUACUCAGCUCUGUGAUAAAUGGGGUAUUAAAGUUGUGUUUAGGUGUGUCAACCGGCCAAGUGGAAACGGGAUAGUUGAGCGAAACCACAGAACAAUCAAGCGUAUGGCCGCAAGAACUAAAGGGAGUAUCCAAGAAAUGGUCUAUUGGUACAAUUUGACACCUAAAGAAGGAUUAGGUGGCGAUUCAUCGCCGAGUUCCCAGAUUUUUUCGUACCAAUGGCGAUGUAAAGGUGAACCUGUAAAAGGUGAAGUGUAUGAGGGGUCACAUUUUACAGUAGGUGAACGUGUGUAUGUCAAGCCGCCAAACCCAUCCUGUACUUCGAGAUGGAAGGAAGGAGUGGUUACUGGACAGUUUUUACCCAGAAGUGUUGAAGUAAAUGGCAGGCCUCAUCACAUAGCAGAUGUGCGAAAAGUAGUUGAAAGUAAAAAUGAAAGUGUAAGUUGUGUCGGCACCUCGAGGGCGUGUGGUGGUGUUGACACCACGGGGGCGUGUAGCUGUGAACUAGCAUCAGCUGACUAG